GCAAGGGUGACGUCACAUGUAGUAGCCAAUGGGCGUAGAGCUCAGGGAAACGCUAUUUGCUGCUGUGGAGUUUGAAUUUUCAACGAGAAAAACCCAAACAGUUCGUAUGUGAUAGGAAGCGUCGCGCCCAAAUCAGGUUAUAAACCAUGAGCUGGGCGGUGGAGGAGUGGAAGGAUGGACUUCCAGGCAAAGCUCUGCAGAAGAUCCAGGAGAUGGAAGUCCAGUUAGACAAACUGAAGAAGGACAGGAACCAGAAACAGUUUCAGCUGGACUCCUUAGAGGCCGCCCGGCAGAAACAGAAACAAAAGGCGGACAGUGAUCGUACUGAGACCGCUGCUUUGAAAAGAGAGAGCCAGUCCUUGGUAGAGUCCUGUGACUCUCUGGAGAAAGCCCGUCAAAAGGCUGUUCACGAUCUUGGAGUCAAAGAACAGCAGGUGUGCUAUCUGGAUGGUCAGCUUAAUUCCUGUAGGAAGACCAUAGAGCGACUGGAGCAGGAGCUGAAAAAGUACAAAAGUGAACUGGAUCGUUCGCAGUCUGCAGGCUCUUCCUCCUUGUCAUCCUCCUCCUCUGAGCUGCAGCCCUACACUACUCCACAGAAAACGUUCUCUACCCCAGCCUCUGUCCCAGCCUGCAGACAGCAGGAUAAUAGACUAGAUGAGCUUCAGGAGAAAUACAACCAGGAGGUAGAAGGAAGGAAAAGGCUGGAGACUGAGCUCAAAGUCCUGCAGGUCAAGCUGUUGAAUCACUCCUCUGUGACUGUAAGCCACAAAGACAUCGCUGCCCGCCAAGCUGGAUCUUCCAUUUUCCCAUGGCAGCCACCAGAUCAAGCCCACGGUCGCCAGUCUCAAGAUGCAAUGGAAACACCUCUGAAGAGGCGGGGAACGUCCCUGUGGGAAUCCCAUGAGGAGACGCCUAUUAAAAGCAGCCAACGGAUGAGCUCUUCUAGAGCGGCGCAGAGUCCCUGUGGCUCCUCCCAUCAGAUGGACCAGCUGAAGUCCAUCAACCAAGAGCUACGUGGCCGUGUGUUGGAGCUGGAAAAGAGUCUGUCCACUCAGGAGAAGGAAAUUUGUGGCCACGCCUCCAGGCUUCAGGACCUACAAACUCAGCUGAACCAGGCCCGCAAAGAGCUGACUGAACGGGACAGAGACCUGGCCAAGACCACCCACGAGCUGAGCCAGGUCACAAACGAACAGCAGCAGGCUGUGGCUAAGUGUUCAUCAGUGGAGCAGAAGCUAAAGCAAGUCUCGGAGGAGAUGAGCUGUCAGAGGCACAACGCUGAGAGCUGCAAACGAGCUCUGGAGCAAAAACUAAAGGACCAAGAGAGAAAUAGUCAAAAGGAGCUAGCCCAGCUGCAGACUUCUCUCCAGGCUUUGGAACAGCAGCUGAACCAGACCAGAACCAAGCUGACCCAAGAGACUCAACAGUCCAAAAAAGACCACAAUGUACUGCAGAUGGAUAUGGAGAAGAUGUGCAUCCAGAAGAGUCAGAUGGAAAAGGAGGUAGAGGAGCAGAAACGGAAGCUGUUGAGGUCAGAGCAGAGCCUACAAGCCAGCCAGACCAAAGAGCAGGACCUCCGCAAGAAAAUGGAGGAGAUGCAGAAAGAAAAGAAUAUCGUGUCUGUCCAGCUGGACCAGAGUAGCAGGCGUCUGAUUCAGCUGGAGGAUGAGAAGAAGAAUGCAGACCAGAGCUUGAAACGCACCCAGGGAUUACUGGAUGACCGUAAAGCUAAAUCAGAAGGACAGGCCGAUGAGCUGAAGAGACUUCAGACUAAACUGGAGCAGCAAACUCGGGCUUCGUCCCAGGAGCUGGAGAACUUGAAGAAGACCGUUUCUGAUGCCCAGGCCACUAAUGACAGAUACCAGAGUGAACUGCAGAAGCUGAAGCAAGAUCUAGAAAAUCUGACGAACAGGUUGACGGUGAAGGAGAACGAGAGCCAAGAGCUGAAAUCCAGUCUCACUGCGAGUCAGGCUGAGAGUAAGACACUGAAACAGGAACAUCAAGCUCUGCUGGAGUGGAAGAAAGAAAAGGAGACCCUGAUUAAUGAAACUGAGGCUGUGCAAAAACAACUCACUGACAAAAUUGGCCACUUGGAGAACAGCCUCGUCUCUCUGAAUGAGGCUAAUGAUAACGUAACGAAGCAGCUCUUGAGCAUAGAGGGAGACAAGGCCAGCAUGUCUGCCCACAUUGAUUCAUUGAAGGGUGAACUUCUCAACAAGAGCACAGACCUGGAAGAGAGGGAGCAUCAGUACAACGAGCUCCAGUCUAAAUUCUCUGAGGCCGGACAGAAGAACAUUAAAGACCUGGAGAAUGUUGCUGUGCAAGUGGCUCAGCUCGAAGCACAGGUCAAAGGUCUGGAGUUGCAGUUGCAAAAGGAAAUGACCCGAGCAGAGCAGGCUGAGAGAACCAACGUUGAGCUGCAGGACGAGCACCAGGCUGCCUGCGACCUGGUGCACUCCAAAGACCAGCUCAUCGAGUUGGGCCAAGCAGAGACCAGCCAGCUGAGAGAGAGCCUCGCUCAAGCAACUGCACAGCAGGAGGAGCAAACUGCCAGGUUGUCAGAGGAGAAGGCUGCCCUGCUGAUGCAGUAUGAGGAGAGCGUUUCAGCAAAGGUUCAAGAGAAUGAGCAGCUGAUGCUUCAGUUGGAUGAGAUUAAGCAAGAGCUGCUGCUCUCCAAAAACCAGGUCAGUUCAGUGGAUCAGUUCCUAAAGGUCCAGGAGCAACUGGGAGCUGAGCUGCAGAAACAAAUAAAGACGCUGUCAGACAAUGAAGAGGAACACAAAAAGUUGCAUGAUCAGAAAACAGAAGAGCUUAAACAGUUGAAGGACGAACUGAAGGAUCUGCAGAGCCACACUGAAGAGCAGGAGAAGCAGUUCAGAGAGGCCAAGGCUCACAUUUUGUCCCUGGAGAAACAAAAGGAUGAGCUAGAAAAGGCCGUUCUAGAGACACAGCAAGAGGCGAAGAACUUACAGCAAGCUCACACUGAGAACAUAAACAACCUUCUGGAGCAAAUAUCUUCAUUGGAAGAGAAGGUAACAGCAAGCAGAGACGCUGCAGAGAAGCUUCCAGUCUUGGAGCAUGAACUGGCCCUGGUCAACCAGUCCAACGCUGACCUUAAUAAGCACCUAGAAGCUCUUGAGAAGAGUCACUCCUCCACUAUUGAAAUCAAGAGCAAUUUGGAGAACACCCUUACUGAGAAGGUUAAUCUGGUCUUAACACUGGAGAAAGAAGUCUGUGAGCUCACAGAGAAGACGAACAAAGAAAAAGAGAGUCACGCUUUGGAUGUUGAAAAUCUCCUUAACAAAGAGAAGAUCCUCAAAGAGAAGCUUGAAGCCGCCAGGAAAUCUGUGACUGCUGCUAAAACAGAAUUAAGUUCUCGACGGGAAGAGAUCAAGACCAUGAAGACGACUCUGUCGGCAGCAUCCUGCGGCUUAGAAGAGAGAGACAAGACGAUAAAGAGCCUGAAGGAGAAGCUGAAUAAAGCCGAGGCAGAGCAGGCCAAAACGUCAGAGCUUCUGAAGGAGAAGAUGGUUUCCAUGAACAAAAUCAAGGUACAACUGGAGAUGCUGCAAAUGGACCUGGAGGACAAUGAGACGGUCAUGAACUCGUUUGACGGUCAGUUGGAGGAUCUGAAGGGAACCGUAGCGUCACUGGAGGCUCAGCUAGCUCACAACCAAUCUCAGAUGUCUGACAUGGAGGCCAGGCUGGAGGACAGCAAAGCCCAGGUCUCUGUCUUGGAAACCCGGUUAGAGGAGGUCCAAUCUCAGAACUCCGUGCUGGAGACACAGUAUGUUACAGCUAAGGAGGAGCUGAUGGAGAGGAGCUGGGAACUAACCCGUUUGGAAGAAGACACAUUCAAACAAAAACAGCUUGAGGAGAAUGUUGCUACUUUAGAGUCUAAACUCAGCCAGACUGCAGAGGAAAACAUCAGGUUAGAGAAAACUCUCCGCCAAGCAAUGGAGGACAAAGACAAUAGUCUUAACCAGUUCCAACAGGAGAAGAACCACCUAGAGACUACUUUGAAACAGUUAAGAGAUGAAAAGGAGCAAAUAGAAACUGAGGUGAUUCAUACCAAUGCAGAGAAAGCGCAGCUGGAAGCCAGUUUGGAUAAGCUGUCUGAGGAGAACCGACAUCUGCAGGCCGACAUUCAGCAGCUAACCGAAGAAAAGCAGAAGAUGGAUCAAAUGAACGUUGAGAAACGGGAAGCGGAAUCGACCCUCAGACAAGUCAUGGAGAAGAAAGCCCAACUAGAUAUGACCCUUAAUCUGAUUAAUGAGGAAAAACUCCAGCUUGAGGCGAAACUAACGGAGCUAAUCUCAGAGAAAAAUAAGUCUGUAACUAACUUGAAUCAAGUAGUUGAGGAAAAGCUGCAGCUGCAGGGUGACUGUAACGAGCUGACGGAAGAGAACAUCAAACUACAAUCUAGUGUGAAUCAAGCGACUGAGGAGAAGCUGCAGUUACUAGAAAGAAUAGAAAGGCUUGAAGAAGAGGUAGCUUCACUUAAAGAGCAACUCGAGAAGAGGGACCGGAGGACUGAGGAGGACAGAAAGAGGAUCCAACACUUUGAGGCGGAGCUGGCCGAGCUGCACCAGAAGCUGGCGGGCUUGCAGAAGGAGCUGAGUGCGUUUGAGCUGCAGUAUGACUCCCUGCUGGAGCAGGUGGCCCAACAACAAAGCGUCAUACAGCAGCUCUCCGACUCACGGGAAACCCAGAAGGAGCCAGGAGAAAAAAUCAGCUGCAUGGAGACGGAGGAGACUAAUGCUGCAGAACAGGCUGAUGUGGAGCCAAUUCCGAAUACGAGCACCGAUGCAGAAUCCCUCCCAGUGAAGGAGCAGCUGAGCCCAAUGUUAGCUGAACUAGGGGAAGUCGCACAACAGUCCAGUGAGGCUUUCAGUGAGACAAAGCUGGUCUUCGAGGAGGACUUUGUUGAACAGGAGAUGAUCCAACAACUAGAGGAGGAAAGGGAGGCUUGUGUGGCCGAUAAGAGUGUUAACAAGGAGCAACAUCUACAGCAACCCUUGGAUCAGCCUUCAGAAGACAGCAGCAGUACUGGAGAUGUUCUUGGAAGUAACUCUGAAAUAUGCGAUAUUUCGCUCCCAUCUUCCCUUGCUGGGGAGACCAUCCGUCUGUCAGCAGCAGAGCCCUCCGAGGAACACAAUGACCUCAACCAUGAUGAAAUGAUCCCAAAACAAGAACUCCAGGCCCUCCGCUCAGAGUACGAGCUGCUUAGUUCCAACCUCGCACUGAGAAUGGAGUUGACUUCUGAGCUAGAAGUCCAAGUUCAAAACUUAGAAAGCAGAGUUCAGGCAGCAGAGGAGGAGGCACAGGGUGCCGCACAUAAGCUGAAGAUCGCUUUGGAGGAGAGGAAUGUCAACGCCGACCAGAUGGCUCAACUGUCAGAGGAGAGGGACACUUUAGGUCUGCAGCUCCAAACAACCAAAUUCCAGCUGGACGAUGUUAUGGAGAUGCUGGAAGGACUAGAAAUGGCCAAAGGUGGAUGGGACGAGAAAUUCCUUCAGCAGGAGAGUGAGCUGAAGAGAGUUCGCUCUGAGAAAGCCAACCUGGAGCAGCACAUCCUGGGCAUGGAGUCUGAGCUGGAGACCUUACAGGGGGAGAAGAGCAAACUGGGGAGUGCGAUGGAGACCCAGAGAAAGGCUUGUUCCAGCAUGGAGCAGCAGAUAGAAACCCUUAGAACAGAGACAACCCAGCUGAGGUCUGAACUUGUGCUGUGCACUGAGGAGAGAGAUGAACUGAACCAGUCUUUGGGCCAGUCGAGAGAGAAAGUUCACAGUCUGGAGAAGAGCAACUGUGACACCAGAAACCUGAUUUCCAUCCUGGAGGACGACAUCAGAGCGGAUAAGAAGGAGUAUGACUCCCUGCAAAGCAGCAUGCAGGAACUGAAGAUAGAGAGGCAACAGCUGUUGGAACAGAUUAAAGUUCUGCAACAGACGAUGUCCCAACAAAGUGGAGAAAGACGGGAGCUUAUCAGCCAGCUGGACAAGGUCACAAUAGACCACACCUCGGCCAAUCAAAACACUGAGUCCAUGGUUGGCAAGAUACAGGCUUUAGAGGGAGAAGUAUGCCGUCUCUCACAGUCUCUGGAGUCUUCUCUACUUGAAAAGGGAGAGAUCGCCUCUCGUCUAAACUCGACACAAGAAGAGAUCCAGCAGAUGAGGACUGGUAUAGAAAAGCUGCAGGUCCGCAUCGAGUCGGACGAGAGGAAGAAAAAGAAGAUGGGCGAGCUCCUCAAAGCUGCCCAGAGGAAGUCCGACUCAUUGCAUGAUCGCAUCGAGGCCCUGGAGCGAGAGAAGGAAGACCAAGAGCAAAGUCUAGAAGAAGCUGUGUUACAGGCCGAAACAGCCAAAGCUGAGCUGGAGGAGGAAAAGAGAAAGGUGGAGGAGGAGAAGAGACAGCUCCGCGAGAAACUAUCAGAGCUCUCUGCCAAGCUGGAAAACCUUCGGUCUGAGAAAGACCAGAUGGAGAGAGAGCUGGAACCAAAGAACCGAGAGAUCGAGGACCUGAAGGCCGCUAAGGAGGACCUGGAAAGGGGGUUGGAGAGGGCCGAGGUGGACAGACGGGAGGAAGAGGAAAGACAGAAACACAGGGUGGAAGAGCUGACGAAAGGAAUGAGAGAGGAAGCGGAAAGGCUUACGAGUCAAAUGGAUGACCUGCGGUCACAGCUGUUGGCCUCUCAGCAGACCGAGAUCUGCCUUGAAGAAAAGCGAGCCGAGGCGGAGGGGGAGAAAGAGAAAAUACAAAACCUGCUGGUGAAGAUGGAGAAAGAAAAGACGUCUCUGCAGUCUUCUCUGGAGGAGUACGAGACGGAGGGCGAGAGGCUCCGCUCUGAGGGAGAACAGUGGGAGAAAGAGAGAGAAACUUUGAGGGCAAGAAUUGGGUCUUUGGAGGAAGAAAUGAAGGAGCUUGAAACACUCAUGAAAGCUAAAGAAGAAGAGCGAGAUGUGUUGGAGAAGGAGGCUCAUCAGAGGCAGGCCUCAUUACAAUCCAUCUCGUCCAUCAUGGUGGAAAAGGAACAGAUGGAAGAAGAAAAUACCCGACUGGCAGAGGAGAAAGAGCAACUGCGCUCGACCCUGUUUUCAGUAGAACAGGAGAGAGAAGAUCUGCGCUGCACUUUGUCGUCUGUUGAAGAAGAGCGAGAGAGACUGGAGCGCGAGAGGGGGGCGUUAGCCCACGAGAAGGAGGAGCUUCAGUCCAGUCUCUCCUUGGUAGAAGAGGCGAAAUGUAACCUGCACCAGACUCUUUCUUCAUUGGAGGAAGAGAAGAAAAGAAUAGAGGAGCAGAAAGGGGUGUUGGAGGCUGAAAAACAAGAGAUGCAGUCUUCCCUUUGUAAGAGUGAAGCGGAGAAAGAGAAACUAUCAUCAGCUCUUUCUUCACUGGAACGAGAGAAGCAACACGCCGAAGUAGAGAAAGAGAAACUUACAGAAGCCCAGGAGGCUCUUCGGUCUACAGUUGCUGCUUUAGAAAAGGAGUUGGAAACAUCCAAAUCGUCUUCUCGACAUCUCAGCGAGCAGGUGUCGAAGCUAACAUCUCAGGUCGCCCGGCUGUCUAAGGAGAGGGACUCUGCGCUAAGCAAGAUGGGUCUCUGGAUGAAGACCUGCAAACAGGUGGAGCAGGAGAAGCAAGCGCUGUUGGACAGCCCAGGUGAAGGAAAGCGCAGUGAGGCGAUGCAGACUGAGGGGAACCAGCUGAAGAUGGAGGCAGAGAAGAGGAAGAAGGAAAUGGAAGACCUGACCACUGCCCUGCAGGAAAAGCAGGUGGAGGCAGAAGCCAAAGAGAAAGUGGUGGAGGAACUUAAGUUUGCCCUCGAUGGGAAGAAGAAGGAGUUGGAAGAGAGAAACUCCGAGUUGGGGCUGAUGAAGAGCGAGUUGGAUGAACUGAAUAAACAGCUGGAGGAGAAAAGCAAGGAGUCGGAUGACAGCAUUGACAAAUACUGCGGCUUGAUGGUUAAAGUCCACAAGCUGGAAGAGUCCAAUGAUGCGCUGACAACCCGGCUGGAGCAGCUCACCGCUACCCAGCGCGCUAACAAAGCCAAUGUCCCGCCCAGCAGCACUGACGAUACUCGCCGCCUGCGGCGCUCAGGCCGGAAGUCUUCCUCCAACGCAGAGAACACUGCUCCUUCCACACCUCAGAGGUCUCCUCAGAGUUCGUCUUCAGGGAAAAGGGCUCACCGGGACAUCAGUAAUAAAGACAGUGCCCAGGAGGCCCUGCUCAACCUGACUAAGAAGAUCAAAGCCACCACAGUCUGUACACCCCAACCGAGAAGAGAGCACAACGACGAGGAGUUCAAACCAGAGGGACUCCCCGAGCUGGUGCAGAGAGGUUUUGCUGACAUUCCUCUGGGGGAGGCCAGUCCAUUCAUUGUGAGAAGAACCACAGUGAAGCGCUGCAGUCCUCGACUGGCUGCCCGACAGACUGCUCCCACAUCUGGAUCUGACGGCAAUACUUUGGGAUCAGUACCUUUCCAGAGUCCUUUGGCAGAGAGCUCCAGCAGGAAGUGUGUCUCCCCGAGCGAGGAAGGGAAACUUGCACAUAGUUUUCUCCAGAGACCGGAGCAGGCCGAUGGAGAACAAGAAGGCAACUGUCAAGUCCAGUAGAUCGAUGGAUACGAUGUACAUACACAUGCACAUUCAAAGAUACACAACGCAUGGAUACUUUUUCUGAGGACACUUUUUUUAUUUUCUAAGUAACACUUUUCUUUUUGGGGAGGAGACGGGAGUGUGUAGGUGUGUGUCGAUGUCUUGGUUAUUUUUCCUGUUUGUAAUUUUCUUUCAGGACUUCAAAAGACAUCCCUAGAAUUUAAUUGUCUAACUUAAAUCGGCAAUAUAUUUUUCAAACCACUUUCUUUAUUGUGCACUCCGUUUUCAUGCGUCUUUCAUCAAAGCCGUCUUUGAAAUGUCAGAGGUGUUGUACAAUCAACAAGAGCCUAAUUGUUUGUUUACAUGCGGAGGGAUCGUAAAACCAUCUUUGUUUGUUCCUUUGUCUGUGUAACGGAUCGACUGGUUGUACUUGUUUCCUUUGCUCUGUGUUUGUGAUGUCCUGCCUUUUGUACGCGGUAGAUGAUGUACGUCAGCUACGCGUCCUGCACCUCUCAGCCUUGUAACUUAUAUAGUGGCAGCUACCAGUUUGUAGAAUUUUUUAAAAAUGUAUAUUUUUCUUUUUAAAUAUUUUAAACCUUUUCUGCCUUAUCUUUUUUUUUUUUUAAUUGAAUGCAAGUUUGCAUUUUUUAUGUAGGUGUAGUUAAAUGUUAUUGAUCCUUGUACAUUGUUAAUUGCCCCUUUUCUAUAUACUAAAACGUAACAGCUUUAAA
Messenger RNA from Gasterosteus aculeatus aculeatus (three-spined stickleback), 9322 nucleotides. The record is from RefSeq and is a predicted model, not a curated record. NCBI's taxonomy places the organism in Eukaryota, Metazoa, Chordata, Actinopteri, Perciformes, Gasterosteidae.